This is a messenger RNA of Acanthopagrus latus (yellowfin seabream), 7271 nucleotides long. RefSeq names its product microtubule-associated protein 2 (gene map2). Gene Ontology annotation, biological process: neuron projection development; microtubule cytoskeleton organization. Gene Ontology annotation, molecular function: microtubule binding. The record is from RefSeq and is a predicted model, not a curated record. Gene Ontology annotation, cellular component: neuron projection. The coding region runs from base 510 to 5612 and encodes 1700 amino acids. NCBI's taxonomy places the organism in Eukaryota, Metazoa, Chordata, Actinopteri, Spariformes, Sparidae. The transcript has 22 exons.
ACUGUUACAGUACUCUGACUAGUCACAGAAAGACUGUAGAGGGGCAGGUGGUUUUCUGAAAAUGUCAGGCUGCUAUCACUGUUGUUCACAACUUUGAGAGGUGUUUUCAACCGCUGUGGUGGCAAAAGAUAUCCUAGCAUACAUAAACUUUUGGAUAAAUGGACAAUUACAAGAGCCAGGUUAGGUGAGCAGUGCUGCGGAAUUUAAGUCUGACAUGAAAUCACGGCUGAGCAACAGAUCAAGGAAGCACGUCUCGGAGAUAGGUCUCGGAUGUUAUCCCUUCUUGUGAGCUUCGGACACCAUCCCAUCUAGCCAGGUGUGACAAGAAGACUGUCCCUUGGCUUUCAGUUGUCCUCUGUCAAUCUUGACGUCGGCCUGGUGAGAUUUGGAGACAAGGCAGAGUUUUUGCAUCCAGUUUGACUCAUCAUCUGGUCCCAGGCCACCCAACCAGCGUAAAAGGAGAGACCCCGUCCCUUGCCCACCCUCCCCUGCUGCUAGCUUGCACCAGCAUGGCAGACAGUCGACAGCCAGAAGACGGUGCCCCCCAGUGGGACCCAUCAGGGGGGCAGGAACCCACAGGCACCCAUGGGGCCAAUGGCUACAAUAACUCCGCGUACAGGACCUGCCAGCCUGGUGCCACCCACAUGGCUACGACACCCUACUCCGCCAGGGAGAAUGGCUUCAAUGGGGAAUUAACUGGUGCUCACGCUGUUACUGCAGAGCAAGUGUCGGCGCGGAUUGUACAGGAAGUGACAGCAGAGGCAGUUGCAGUGCUGAAGGGCGAACAGGAGACUCAAAGGCUGCCAUCAGUUGAAGACACCACAAAUUUGCCUCCUUCUCCACCCCCGUCGCCUGCUGCGGAGCACUUUGGUCCUCUGGAACGAGAUGUAGGGGAUGAGGAGGAGGCGGGGCCUCUCCGCCGCUUCCAAAAUUCUCGGGAGAGGUGCAAGUUCCUCGCCCCCUCCAUCUCAGUUUCCGUGCCCGAGGACGACCCCUACCACUCCGACGAGGAGUACUAUGAGCACCCAUUGUUCAGCCCAGAGUGGACGCACUCGGGCUCUCGCCCCACAGGGCAGGCCGUGGCCUUUAGACAGAUUGAAGAAGAGACCAUGGAGGCUCUUACAGCUGAAUACGAGGAGGAGGAGGAGGUGGAAGAGGAGGAGGAGGAUGAGGAGGAGGAGGAGAGUGCAGAGGCAGCAGAGUCCGAGGCAGCUCUUGAUGAGCAGCAGUGGAGCGGGGAAGAGCCUGAGCUGGACAGCCCCCAAGCUGAGCCCUUAGAGCAGGCAGAGGGCGUAGACGAGGCCCAGGAUCUAGACCUGGAGCCGGCUGAAGCAGCUAGUGCUGCUGCAGAGAGCUCUCUGGAAAGAGAGGAGGAGGAAGCAGAGGGUGAGGAGAGCCCUGAGACAGCUUUGAAGAUGGACUCAGACAAGCAGGGCAGCGAGAAAAGUGGUUCCAUGAGCCCAGACAGCAUUGGAUCGGAGAAACGCCCAGAGGAGUUUUUUGAGCCCCAGGUCCAAGGGUUCUUUGCUGGGGAACGAGUUGUGCCAGAGAGCCCCACCAUGGAUAUGCCAUCAUUUGUACCGCCUAGUGUUGAAAACCAAGCCAAAAAAUCCCCCACCAAAUCACUCACACUUCAGCCUACGUACGGUGAGCCGAUCACGGUGUCAGAGAAACAGGCUUCAGUCGAGGUGGUUGAGUUCAGCAGCAUUGGAUCUCCAUGUGAUUUCUCUGCAAUGGGAGACAAAGUUCAAGGAGGAGACUCAACGAGAGAUGCAAGAGACAGAUCUGGAAUGUCGGCAUAUUUUGAAACAUCAGCCAUGGAGGUUGAUGAAGCUCCUCCAUGUAAGGGUGAGGGUUAUUAUGAACUGAGCAGAGCUGGUGACGAGAAGAGUGCAGUUGAUUCCAGAUCUCAGGAGAUCAGCUACAGCACACUAACUGAAGCCCAGGAUAAACCAGAAACAACAAAAGACACUAGAGUGUUCACAGUCCCUGACAGGAGUAAUGACUGCAGGCUUUCUCCUGGUAAACUUGCCUUAGAACAGAGGAGUUACUCACUUAACAUCACUAUUGGAGCACUGGAUCAAAGUGGCCAAGGCAGACCUAGGAACUUCUCCCCACUAGCCACAGAUAUCAUGUCAUACACUAGUGGAAGUUUAGAUGAGUCAGCAGACUACCUCCCAGUCACUACACCCUCUGUUGAUAAGCCUCCAUCCUUCCCUCCCCUGAUCUUAGAGACUGCAGCUUCCGUCACUUCAGAUUCAUCAUCUCCUCCUAGGACCACUGAGCCAGUGUCGAAACCCAGCCCUGAACCAGCAUCACCAGAAUCACCACAGCCUAAUAAGGGCACAUAUAAAAAUGGCACAGUGAUGGCACAAGACUUACCUGAGAUGCUGGACCUUGCUGGCACCCGUUCCAGACUUGCAUCAGAAAACAAUGACCCAGAAAUUACCAGAAGAAAGUCGAUUCAAGCUGAUGCUCCUGCCUUCGCCGAUGACCCACUGGCUGGCCUUGUUUCAGGGGAACAGAGUCCCAGAAAGAGUGACAGCCAGCUGGAAGAAAUGGGCUAUUGUGUCUUCAGUGAAUAUUCAGGGCCAAUGCCUUCUCCUGCAGAUGUGUUCAGCCCCACAGACACUUCUGCACAGGUCUUCAAACACUCUGUCUUGGAGGAGAAAGUGGCUGAGCAGGCCAGGAAAUUAGCGGUCAGAGACACAUCUGUGGAGGACAACAUCCAGCCAUCAGGAGUAACUGAUGUCAGUGAGGAGAAGGACCAGAAACAAGCAGAGAGAAAAGACUCUGAAGUUGAAGAAAAGGGCAAAGAGGUUGUGGAUGAUCAGCUGAAUAAAACUGUAAUUGAGAUGCCAACUGUUCAGCCGAGUGAGACAUUUGUAACACCAACAGUCACUGUGACUCUAGAAGAAGGCGGGAGGUCAGAUAGUGAGACUCAGCGACAGGCCAGCGGGGAAGGCUCAGCGUCAGAAACUGAGAUUGCCGACUAUGAGAGGCAGAUCCGCAAAUUGGAGAUGGAGGGCAGGCCUCUCAGUUUGGAGGAGGAGAGAGAAUUGCAGGAGCUCAGAGAGAAGGUGAAACUGGUCCACCAGGAGGCCUAUGAGGAAGUGGAUGCAGAGGAUGUGUACCAGCUGACUGGCGUGGCCAAGGACCGAAUUGCCAGGCCUGUCAAAACAUCACCUGCUUCGUCCGUGGAGAGCAACAUUGAUGAUGACAAGCUUCUCUCCCCAGUGCUCUCACCUUCCAAGCUUAAACAAAGAGAAGUCUAUGGCUCCCCCAAAAGAACACCCUCACCUGUGUUAGGAAUAAACAAAGAGGAAAAAGAGAAAGAGGAGUCAGAAAGAAAGAUGAGGGAAGCGCAAGAAAAGGAAGCAGCCGAGAAGAAACUGAAAGAAGAGAAAGAAGAGGCUGAGAGGAAAGAAAAGGAAGUGAAAACGGAAAAGGAGCAAAAAGAAAAGGAGGAAAAAGAGAGGAUGGAGAAGGAACGUAAAGAGAGGGAGGAGAAGGAGAAGAUAGAGAAGGAAUUGAAAGAAAAAGAGGAGAGAGAGAAAGUGGCCGAGAUGGACAAAAAGGUUGCUGACAAGCCUGUUGAGAAAGAGGAGCAAGAGGAAGACAUGUUGGAUAAAGCAGGGGCAGCAAAGGAGAUCCUAGAGACUCGUGCUGCCAUUGAAUCAGUGGUGACGGUCGAAGAUGAUUUUAUCACUGUGGUCCAGACCAUCGACGAAGCAGACGAGCCGGGACACAGCGUUCGUUUCUCUGCUCCACCUGAGGCUGUAGCCCUUUGCGCCACUGCCCAGAAAGAGGAGGAAGAGGAAGAGGAGGAGUCUGUGGAGUUGGCCCAAGAAGCAGACAUGGAGGCUGCAAGUCUAGAGGAGGUGGGUGAUGUUCCUGAGACCUCUGCCUCCCCCGAGAAAGAGGCUCAAACCGUAGAAACUGAAGAGCCAACAGAAAGCUAUGAUAGAGAUGAAACCACGAUGGAUGACUCCAUCCUGGACAGCUCCUGGGUCGACACACAAGAUGAUGAUAAGAGUAUGUUAACGGAGCAGAUUGAGCCUUUGCCCAAGGUGUCGAGCCCAGCACAAAAGUCCACCGUAGUCCAGAAAAAGCAGACACAACAGAAGAAGAUGGAGAAACAGGAGAAGCCAGUGAAACCAAAGGCCAAAGGAGGGAGGCCCAAAGGCCGAAUCUCCACACCAGAGCGCAAACCUGUUCGCAAAGAGCCUGUCUAUAUCCCUAGAGAGGAAGUCAAGAAGAAAAAAGCUGUGAUAAGGAAGACUGAACUCACCAAAAAGAUGGAUACUCAGUCUCAGUCUCCAGUCAGGAGGAGCGUGGUGAAACCAGCUGUUCGCCAGACCCGCCCUACCCAGCACCACUCCUGUCCUAGAAGGAGAACCACAGAGGCCCUACCAGACGGUCGUCAGCCUCUCAGUGUGGCCAGACAGUCUCGAGACAGAGCAUCAUGCCGUGCUCAGCGUUUGCCACUAACAAAGAUCCCUACCUCCACAUCCAGAGUGGCUGUCUCAUUAGAUAGACAUCGGCCAUCUUCAGUAGAGCCUCAGGGCUCCCCAGUAUUACAGAGGUUCAUAGCUAAGGACGGUGGCUCAUGGAGCCCAGACAAGAGGUCUUCUCUGCCACGGCAUGCCAUUCUGAGUCGCCGUGGAUACCAUGACCAGGAGGACAGCUCCACUUCCAUUACAAGUUCGGGUUCCACGGCUCCUCGCAGACCCACAUCGUUUCGCACAGAGAUGAGGGCAGAGCACAGGACAGGACGAGCUCCUAGUAUGACAGUUACAGAAACAGUGCGCUCCCGUUCAGCUCGUAGUGGCCACUCCACCCCCCGCACCCCUGGCUCCACAGCCAUCACUCCAGGAACCCCUCCCAGCUACUCAUCAUCCUCAAGGACCCCUGGUACCCCACGCUCCCUCAGCUUGAUCUCCCAGGAGAGGAAGGUGGCCGUGGUACGCACCCCACCCAAGUCACCCGCAACAACACCCAAACAGCUGCGCAUCAUCAACCAGCCACUGCCUGACUUCAAGAAUGUCAGGUCCAAGAUUGGUUCCACAGAGAAUAUCAAGUACCAGCCGAAAGGAGGACAGGUUCUCAUCCCCAGUGUUAAGCUGGACUAUAGCCAUGUUCAGUCUAGGUGUGGGUCCUUGGACAGGCGGGGCUACUCGGCAGGAGGUGGAAACGUGCUGAUACAGAACAAGAAGAUCGACUUGAGCCACGUGACCUCCAAGUGUGGCUCUUUAGACAACAUCCAUCAUAGGCCAGGGGGCGGUCACGUGCGUAUAGAGACUGUGAAGUUGGACUUCAAAGACAAGGCCCAAGCCAAGGUGGGUUCCCUGGAUAAUGCUCACCACACUCCUGGUGGAGGCCACGUCAUGAUCGAGAGCCACCGGCUGACGUUCCGCGACAACGCCAAGGCGCGAGUGGACCACGGAGCCGAGAUCGUCGUCCAGUCUCCUGGCCUGUCUGGCUCGGUGUCUCCGCAGCGCCACCGGGACAGCCACCUAUCCUCCUCCGGCAGUCUCAACAUGAUGGAUUCGCCACAGUUAGCCACCCUGGCGGAGGACGUCACUGCAGCUCUGGCCAAGCAGGGCUUGUGAACACUGGGUCUCUGGAUUCCCGCUCUGCACCCGAGGCGUCCUCGCCCUGAUCCCUUUGAACUUCUCUGCCCACUUCUGCCACCCUGAGGGCCGACCUCAGAUAAACCACAGCCUCUUAACAUCUCCUCAGACCCAACAUUCAACUUUUAAGUAGAGACUCGAAUUAGGAGCUACUGUACGGUUCUCUUUAUUUCCUGUCUAUUUUAAAUCCAAGUAUGUGCUAUUUCUUAUUCAUUUCGUUGGCCUCUCUCUUUUUUGAAUGAUGUUGCAUAGAAUAGUUCAGUCUGAGCACUGGUCCUAGAUUAAGUGGUUUACACAAAGUAGAGACCAGGUAUUGGCUUGACUGGUCCUGGAUCAGUGUUCUGAAGAAGCUACAGCCUUUUUUUCUACAUUAAUUAAGAAGUAAUGCGGCCAAGCGCACCACACAGCACGUGUUGUUCUUGCUCAGUAAAAAGUGCAUGGACGCCAAACCCCCCCUUAACGAACCAAGCAUCCUUACUGCAAGUCAUUCUUGUCAUCCAAUAUAUAAUAUAUUUAACAAAUAUAUAUAGAAACGUGUAUAAAAAUACAAGUUCUUCGCCAUCUACAUGUCCUGAAAACAUUUUAAAAGGAAGCGACAAUAUGGCUAUAAAAUAUACCUGUAAAAUUGCAUUACUGCAAGAACUAGGUCAUGUUAUGACAAGCAUGUAUUGAUUCUAAUAUUAAAAGAGGCUAUUUUGUAAUCUAAAAAAAAAGGAUUUUAGUAAGUUAUUUCCUCAAUUAUUGGAUAAAGGUAAAAACAAGUUCAUGUUUUGUAGUUAUUAGUUGUUUACAGUGUAAUGCUUGGUGACAGUGUCAGACUGCUGAAUCGGUGUUGCUAAGGAAUGCAUCUCAGUCCUGUUGAAGAGAAUCACACACUUGUACCUGCUCAGUAGUUCAAUAUAGACGCCUGUUUAUACAUUAAAAACAGUUAUAAACACCGGAGCUCACUCCACAGACCUCCGACCAUGAAGGAAAAACAAGUAUCUUGUCGUUACAGCUGCAGAUAUUCGGCUCACGUGAAUGAACAGUACAGACACUUCCUCCUCUAACGCAGGCUGAUGAUGCGCUGUUGUUCGACUGAUGUGUCGAACCACCGAGGACGACGCUUCGAACGCGGCCUGAGAUUGAGCAGAAGAUGCAGCUACUCUGAAAUCUGUCUGUGUGUGCGUUUUUUGGUGCAGAUCCCAUGCCGUUUUACGACGUAUGCUACCGUAUCUGGAUGUUUCGUUGCAAUAUGUGGGAGAAGAACGUGGACUUAAAAAAAAAAAAAAUAUUUUGAAAAAUCCAUUAAAAAGACAAUUCAUGGAGAAAAAUUUUAAAAAAAAACAGCCGAGGGGAACUCGGAUCCUGUUACAUCUGUUAGGAAACCAAGUGUUUGGGUGAUCUAGUUUCUUUUUUCAGACACCGUUUGUGGUAUAUCCUGCCUCCUGCCUAAUUACUGCCCUCACCUGCGACUGUUUGUUUGCUUCUGUGUUUUUUCUGCAUACCCCAUCUCCGUGUGCCCCCUUCCCACCUCCCCGCUCCACCCUACAGCAACUGUAAAUGUAUUUAAAAGGUCAAGUAGAUGUACGCAGUUUUUCUCUUGUUGAUAUGACACCAAUUACAGUAAUUAAUGACAAUAAAAAGGACAAAAAGUGA